CAGCACAGCGGCGGCAGCGCUCCCAGGCCAGCCCGGACUAGCCCAGCUCGCUCCGCUCCCCUCCUGGCCAGGCGCGAUGGAGACCGGCGGGUGCCGCAUGGGCACAGCGGAGCCUGGCGCUCCAGCGAUGAUCACGCUGGAGGACCUGGACGGGAUGGCGGAGGAGAGCGCCGACUCGGCAUACCACAGCAACGGCAGCAGCCCGGACGAGGAGGCGGCCGAGCGCAUGGAGGACGAGGAACAGGAGCGGCUGCUGAGCUACUGGCAGAGUGUGGGCAGGGGGCACCAGGUGGACGUGCCCCGCGAAAUGGCAGAGCCAAUUCAGCAGCUGACUAGAAAUAACAGUCCCCAGGAGAGACAGACUAUCCCAUUUACUCUGAUCCAGCGCAAAGAAAAGCUUGGAGAUCUGCUUUAUGAAAAACGUCAGUAUGGAAAAGCCAAAUGGGCUUGUAUAAAAAUGAAAGAGAAACAGUACGAACAGAGCAUAUGCCUCGGAUUCAUGAAGCUGAUGAGAUACAUUUGUGAGCAGAACUCCUCAGGACUGUACUUGGGGAUAACAAUACCCAUUGUGACCAUAGUCCAUACAAAUGAAUCUCAAUCUGAGAUGAGACAGUCAGUGACAGUAGCAUACUACCUGCCCGAACUGCUGCAGGAUGAGCCACCUCAUCCUUUUGACUCUGACAUAAUCAUUGAAGAAUGGCCUUCUACUAUCGUUUAUAGUAGGAGCUUCAGAGGAAUCACCAACGAAGACUCUAUAAUGAGAGAAAUAAACCUGCUGGCGGAAAUUCUGGAGAGCCCUGAAUUAUGCUUGCAGGAUACAUUCAUCAUUGCAGGAUACACAAAUCCAGCUGCUGCCAAUCGGCACAAUGAGAUAUGGUUCCUUCAGAGACCAUAGCCUCCCAUUCCUGAUGCUUGUCAGUCACAAGGUUCAGCUCUGAUUUACUGGCAGAAUCUUACAGGUGAAUUACAGGAGACUAAAUAUCAAACCCUCAAAGAUUUUAUAAUGUGUUUUUUAGCCAGGUUAGCGAGGUAAUCACUCCAACCUGAUAAUUCAACAGAGGUAAACACCCAAAAUACACACACUUUCCCAUGUCUGCUUUUACAGUUUUUACACUAUUUUGAUGGAGAUCUGUAGCACUUUAGAAGCUAGUUCACCAUAUCUUCCUUUUUUUUUUUUUACAAGAUAAGGGAGGCAGAAACCUCUCUCCUUAUCCAUUUCUAGUACCCCUAGACUGCUUGUGGCUUGGGACAGCCCUCGGGAGUCCUUGGCCUGCUGUGGGCACCUGGUACUGCACCAGCCACACAGAGACCCUGCUGCGGCUGCCCAUGUGACACAUAUGAAAACCGCCUCACAUGUGUAGGCUCUGCUUUGGAAAAAGAGCAUUCAGAGCUUCAUUUCAGAAGAGAACUACCAGGUUUAGACCACUGGGAUUACACCAAGGAGUAAGAGUAGGUCAGUGCUGACUGCUUUGAAUGUCUUAAUCUGUGAAGCAGAUAUUCUUGAUGCUUACCUCAAAAAGCAUUCAACCAAAGUAAUUUUAACCUUGAGAAGAGGCUGAGGUAGCAGACUAGACCUAAUGCUCAUGAAAGAUUCGAUAGCAAAGGUUACAGGUUACCCUAAUCACACACUCAGAGUAAUCUCACUAAUGUAUCUGGCAUUCUUAAAUAGAAAGUGGUUACUCCUAACACUUCAGUUUUCUGAACACUUUCUUCUUGCAAUUUUGCUGAAUGUUAAAACACUGCAGCUGAAGUAAUUUGUGCAGUACUUUUUGUGCUCUUCUGGCCAUUCCACACUAUUAAUGUUAUAAAUGACAUAGUAUUUCACAGAAACACACAUGAAAUUCACAGUCUCUGGCAUUGACCUGAUCCAGCCCUCUGCAGAAGAGAGGCCACAGUGCUGCUGGCACAGCAGGCUGCCCAGGGCCUCACAAUUUGAUUUUGAGUAUCUCCAGGGAUAAGGAGCCCAUAACUCCCCUGGGCCCUGUAUUCCAGUAUUUGACCCACCUCACUGUGAGACUCUUUUUCUCUUCCUGAUAGCUAAUUUUUUUGUGUCAUAGCUUGUUUCUUUUACCCUUCAUCCAUAUGGUAAUUCUUCAAGUAGACAACUGCUAGUCUAGCACGCUGUGACUGAAAGACAAGUUCACCAAGUCCUACACGCAUCAGAAGGUCUGAAAAUGGCAUUUGUGCUUUGCUGUUUACUACAGUUAUAGAACACCUCUUAAACUUUAGAAUUAGGGUAGCAAACAGUGUUGCUCCCAGAAAACCUUUCUUAAUGUCUCCCCUUGCAGAUAUGAUGGUAGAGUUUAAUCUUCACACUUCACAAAAGUAAACAUCUUUUUAUAUAAAAACAUUAGUAUAGCAUCAGCAUUACUUGCCAAUUACAGGAUUUAGGCUUUAAAUAGAGCUUUUGUGUUCUUCAGUUACAACACAUACAAAACAGCAACCAGAGCCAGUGUCUGCCAGCCUACAAGACAGUUACAGACUGGAUUUAUGUAGUCCUUUAUGAGGAAGGUCUCAAUAACUUUAAGCCUCCUGGUUCCACAAAGCAUUCUGCUGCACAAAACUGGCUUUAUGCUUAACCUAAACCCACUGGUAGAGCAGCAGAAUCAGAGAGUGCUGGCUGGCUCUGGCUAAGCAUCCCUAAGCCUGACCAAGAUUCCCUCCAGGGCUGCUGCUCACAGAGUCCUCAGGGAGACAACAAGGAGAAGGGAGGGCAUGGACUGGGAUGGAGAGAGAAAAAACCCUUGUUUUUAAUGCAAACAAAGUCUUUGUGCAGAGAGAAAAUUAUUUUUAAAAAGCAAUCAUCAUCACCUUCUUCUGAAGGUCUGCUAUCCCUGACUGUCCAGAUACCCUGCACCAGCCCAGCACAAACACUUGUAUGGCUACAAAUCAACUGGAUGAUAAACUGAUGGGGGGAGAGGAUCACAAAAAUAUCUGUGGGGUUGGGACCUUUCUUAUUCCAAACAGAAAGCUCCCAAAUCUGGUACGCCAGGUGACAGCAUGAAUGCUGUGCCAGUUGUGGCCACAACUAGGAAUCACUUUGUCUGAUGUGACAAUUUAAAUGCACAUCAAAGUAUUUCUUUCUUAAGGACAAGGCAAUGAAGGUAUCUGUCAUGGCUUUUAUCCCUCUCAAUUUAUCCAAGAUACAGAAUCAUAGCUGGGGGAAGGGGAAAAAAAAAUUAAAAACAAAACCACAAAAAAACAAACAAAAAAAUCUAUCAAUCCCCCCACCCCCCCAAAAAAAACAACAAAAAACCCAGACUUCCUUUUCACUAUCUUGAAUUAUUUCCUGCUUGAUUUUUAUUUAUUUUGCUUUUUAUUUUUAACAUUUCCUCAGAUUGUUGGAAAUUCCAGACUGUACUGAUGUUGAAAGAUAAUAAAGUUAAUGGAAAACAACAAGAAGUUUUUUUUAAAAAAUGAUUUGCAUAGAGAGCCCAAGGAGCCAUCAAAUAACAGGUUCUGUUUUGCCCUUGCCCCCCCCAAGGAUUUUUAGAAGAACAAAUUAAAACAAUUUUCAUCUUUGACAAUAUUUUAUGGCAAAUUAAAGAGUUUCUGCAAUUUGAUUGCUUUCACCAGCUAGAGAAAUCAUUUUAAUGCUUUGGCACAUCAAAUAUCAAAUAGUCAUUGAAGUAGCUGAAUCACCUCUCACACUGAUACAGUACAUACAUAUAGUACUAGACUGUAUCUAGUUUACAUUUUAAGCAUGUACUGCAAAAAACAUUUGCUGUAUUUAUGUCUCUUUCCAUAGUCAAUCUUCACCUAAAUACUGUUUUGACUCAGCUACUUGUGGGUAUGUUAUAGACACAUUCUUGUUAGUCAAAUAUAAAAAUAAGGUAUUUAUCUGAAUGUGCUGAUAUCCUAACUGCAGCAAAGUGUUCAAUGUUGUUUUAUGUAAAACUGUGAAUUUCAAGAUAGUAUUUAUUUUGACUUAUGUUAGAUGGCUUCUGCUGCUGAUAAAGAACCAAUUAAUCUCAAGUUUGAAUAUACACUUUAUGACUAUGAAACGUUGUACCAACUUUUGUAACUGGCCUCACAAGCAGGGCACAGUGAAUUGCAGUUUCUAACUGACACACAAUAAAGUUUACUUAACAGUUAAUCCAAUGACUGCCAAGGAAAAGUUACUAUUACUCAAAACCAACAUUUUAGAAAGUUUAAAAACGUCACAUCAAGUACGAUUACCUAACUCCUGUUAUCAGUAUAGGUCUUGUUACCUACCUGUGGCUCUUGUAAGCCUUUAGUUACUGGAUUGUCAUUUUUAAUUUGAACUUAUUAGAGUGCCACCAUUUAAAAGAGAUAACAAAACAGAAUUCACUCAUAUUUUUUGAAGACUAAAUGAUAUAGCCUUAACAGACAAAUGUCCUGCAUACUGUGUAUUUUUCAAACAAGCUUAGUGCCUAAAAAGUUUAUUCCAGCUAUUGUGAUACUCAGGGCCUUGCUUAUUGUAUGUGUACAAAUAUAAAUGUGUUUUUUCUGGCAUUGUUGCAUUGUACUGUUUUACACUGUCCUUUUUCACUGGAAUGUCAUCUUGUUUACUGUUACUGUUUGUCAAAAUUAAAGAUAAUCUCAUUGUGCAGAGUA
This is a messenger RNA of Melopsittacus undulatus (budgerigar), 4578 nucleotides long. Its product is annotated as heme-binding protein 2-like. Lineage: Eukaryota; Metazoa; Chordata; Aves; Psittaciformes; Psittaculidae. Gene Ontology annotation, molecular function: heme binding. Bases 77 to 895 code for a protein of 272 amino acids. The transcript is spliced from 5 exons. The record is from RefSeq and is a predicted model, not a curated record.